Neurospora crassa OR74A is the source of this 5101-nucleotide messenger RNA. Its product is annotated as VPS9 domain-containing protein. NCBI's taxonomy places the organism in Eukaryota, Fungi, Ascomycota, Sordariomycetes, Sordariales, Sordariaceae. The coding region runs from base 580 to 4617 and encodes 1345 amino acids. Gene Ontology annotation, molecular function: guanyl-nucleotide exchange factor activity; phosphatidylinositol binding; SNARE binding. Gene Ontology annotation, cellular component: plasma membrane; early endosome; tubular endosome. The record is from RefSeq and is a predicted model, not a curated record. The transcript has 3 exons. Gene Ontology annotation, biological process: early endosome to late endosome transport.
CUAGGCUGAACACUACCAUCGUCACCGGCGCAACCGCAAGGCAGGAACCCAAACCAGAAAACACACGAACCAUUAGCUUCCCCGUUUCUCAACCCUGAAUGACAACAUUUGAUCAUACUAUUUACAGAACGGUACUAGCUCCGACAUCGCACUUUGAUCUACACUCGUAUUCCGCAACACCUUGUUGAUUCUCAGCUUCUCUUCGCUUCAGCUUCCCGAAUCCAGCGGCAUCGUCCGGUCGUCCAGAGGCAUCGAUCCGUCAUCCUUUAUCGAUCUUCCACCUGCGCAACCCUCGAUUUUCGAUACAGAAUAACCUCAGAAGACGCCGCACCUCACAACGCAAAUAACCCCACUCGAUCCCUCUCCCGACCGCACACGCACAUCUACCCACGCACGUCUACAAGUACCGGCACGCUACGCUACGAAUCCCAUUUCGACGGGGGACAGCAACAUAGUCCGCGCUCUCGCCAAUUGCAUGCUUCGCGGCUCUAGGUAGCCUCGCUCAAUGGUGGCUACCUUAGGUCACCGCCCACGCCAUACACACCAAGGCCCCGAGGAGUUGCGAAGCGCAUCGAAUGAAUGCAACCUCUAAACCCAUUCCUCAGUGCUUUUGCCAAGAGCCCUUAUCUCGCCCAGUGCUCGCCCCCUCAGCAGCACAUCCUCCUUGUCCCGACCACCGAUGUCAUUCUUGACUCCCGCGACACCGAGACGGGCGCGCCCUUGUCAGCUUCCGUAGCCUCCGAUGAGUUCAUCGGGAGCCAUGUGCUGCGCAUCCUUCCACCCAAGGGGGGCCCUGGCGCGGGAGCCAAGGAACCUACGCAGAAUCUCCGAGAGAUGAAGGGCAAACCCAAGCUAUACAGCACCAUCAAUGGCAGGACCAUUGUCAUCAAGGACAACUAUGUCUACAGCAACAAGGGAUUCAGGGCCUUGGCCCAAGCCAACCUUCUCCACGACGCCCUUUGGUACCCCGAUACUCUCGAGCUUAAGCAGUUCCUGGUCUAUUUCAUAUCACGCCCGCUGGUCGGAUCUUGGGAGGAAGUCAACAUCCCUCCGGCCCUCCUGCCGCCCGAACCAACCACCCGACCCAAACCUAUUGCAGCUGCGUCGGACGCACCGAAAAAGAAGGACAUUAGGAGCUUCCACGAACUCCUCAACCAUUUUCCCGCCAUUGCAAGGCAGAUGCAAAAUGGUCUCGAGAAGCUGUUCCGCGAGUUCACCCUUGUAGUCGAACGACCACUACCGCCACCUCCCUCUGCGAGCGUCAUCCCGGACCCAGAACCCAUCAAUGGCCCCAUUACACAUGCAGUUCGAAGUGUACGAUCGAACAGUACAGGAAGUAUCAGCUUCACAAGGAACACGCAUGGCGACCACUUGACCGAGAGCAUAUACAGCCAGGAUGAUGAGGACAUUAUGAGGGUGGCUCUGGAGACCGCUGUAACGUCAGCCAUUGACCUCUUCCAAAAUGUCGAUAAGCAACAAUUGUCUUUGUUGGGCGCAACUACCGACUUGACGGGACCAGUUGUCGAACGUAUGAUUGAACGUUAUGUGACGGAAAACGUACACUACAUGUUGUUCCCCCGCUUGACGACACUUCGACGGCCGGAUGAUCUCGAGCUAGAGGCCAAGAUACGGCAGAUGGAUAAUAUCGAUAUUUCUCAGCUAGGAAUCGCUAUGGACGGUGGGUCGCGAGCAAAGCGUGAUCUCAUCUCUCGACUGGGGCGCGCGGUGGACGAGUUCCGCAAAAUGACAAACGCCAGCUGUCCCCAGGAGAUGAUGGAAAUUCUUCUUUCUACUGCCAAGGCUGCAACGCAGCUCGCUUUACCUGAGCCUCCGCACACUCCGGGGCCAGCUUCAGAAAAGCCCAUUUUGACCAUCAACGCUGAUACCCUUGUAUCUCUGCUGCUGUAUGUUGUCAUCAAAGCUCAGAUUAAGCACCUCCAAGCGCGACUAAGCUAUGUUCGACACUUCAUCUUCAUCGAUGAUGUUGAUAGCGGCGAGAUCGGCUAUGCGCUUAGCACAUUCGAGGCUGUUUUGGCGUAUCUUGACCGGGACUCCGGCGGGUUACGGAGAGCCAGUCGUCGGAACAGAGCCCUUUGGGACGCGGUGUCAAAGGGCGACAUAGUGGAGCUGAAGAAAAUCAUGGAACCAGAAACGUAUUCCAGCGACGAUGCCUAUUAUGCAGUCGAAUCCCGGCCUUCCUCACGCAGGGCAUCGGGAAAUGACUGGAACUUCGCGAAUGGGGGUUCGAGUCUGUCUUCAACAGCCUUUUCCGUAUCGGAGCGGUUCUCUGAAGGUUCUGGUCUCAGUCACGUAUUUCCGUUCCAGGAUGGAGCAUCCGAUGACAUCGACAUUGAUCCUUACGAAGCUGAACCACUGCCUCUGCCAAAGAAAGUCAAAAGGGUAUCAAUGGACACUCGAAGUAUGUCACUGUCGAGCAGCUCGGAGAUCUCAUUUAGGUCUAGGACAGCUAGCAUCACCACGACAUGGACAGGUGGAGUUGAAGGCGACACUAGUAUUGAACGCCUCGCCCAGACCACCGAUGCACUUGGGGAGUCAGUACCGAUGAUGGCCAUCCAAAACGGCCGUAUCGAGGUCUUGGAGUAUCUGCUGUCACUGAGCCAGUAUUUCCCUGCCCAUGUCUUGUUGGAAGACCAAAAUAACGCGGGCACGACAUUGAUGAGCGCUGCAGUUCAGUUGGGUGAAGCCAAAGUCAUCAACAUGCUAUUGAACUUAUUCCUCGAAACAACGCCGCGCGAUCAGCUUAGAGAUUAUCUCGCCAGACAAGAUACAUGGGGUCGUAGUGCUGCGCAUUACCUCUUCCACGCUCCUUUCCUAAUAAAACUUAUAGGCGAGAUGCUACCUUGGCGGCAGAAGGACAAAAACGGACAAACGCCAUUAUUCGCGUUAUGUCGGUCGUAUGAUCAUGCCAACUACUCCGUCAUGGUAGAGGAGGGCCUUGACUUUGCCACGAGAACUCAGGGCGAUGGACAACCUCUGCACCUGGAUGAACAUGUCGAUGGCAAGGGCAAUACCCUUCUGCAUAUCAUCAACGACCCGAAGCUUGCGUUACAAAUCUUGCAACAUUGCGAUGUUGAUGUCAAUGCAACCAACGAAAAGAGGUUUACCCCUCUGAUGCUGGCCAGCAAGUAUGGGCGUUUCGAUAUGGUGCGAGUGCUCUUCGGAGAUCCUCGCGUCGAUGUUGCGGCCAGGGAGCUUCGAGGGUUGACAGCCGUAGAGUUGGCCAAGGACGACGAGGUCCGCAACAAGAUCGACGAUCUCACCCUGUUUUCACUCAUACCAGGCUCCGACUCACGCACGACGGGUGUGGUACGAUCCUAUUUCGUUGAGGAUACCUCUAUCCGUUUUGUGCUGAAGUCGGGGGCACCGGUCGACCGGUAUAGUUAUGCCGUAACGACGUGUCGUCGAUCUCUGACGGACUUUGAGCACCUUGUUAAGUUGCUGGAGAUCGAGAACCCUUCCUCAUGGAUACCGUCUCUGGCGGAUGUGCGGUCGCCGACACAGAUUCUUUCCAGGCCAAGUCGAGCGGUGCUCAAGGAUCUCCAAAUUCGUAUGGAUUGGUUCUUGCGGGUACUUUUGGCGCAUCCCACGUUUGCUACUCAUGAGAUGCUUUGGGAGUUCUUCCUGGUGCCUGAUUUGCAGCUUGACAUGAUGGCUGAACGGAGUAGGCUCAAAGCGGAAGCGCUAACGGAGAAAAUCCAUGACGAGAUGGAGCCUGUCAUAGACCUUAGGGAGGUUGAGCAGUUUGUGGAUCAUGCUCGUGAUAUUGUCAGGAGCGUGCACUUUUCUACCAGGAGUGUAGCCCGGAGGGCGAACGUAGUCGGGAACGUUGCCAUGGACCUCUACGAUGCCUCCCAACUCCUUCACCGCGUCCUCACCACCUUCCCUUUCCUCCCACCCUCCCACCUAACCGCUCUGGAACUCUACGUCCGCGCCCUCGCUCCACCCCAAAACUCGCCAACAAACCUCUUCUUCAACGCCUUCUUAACUCUUUACUCCAAUGUUGAAGCUAUCCUCCGCGCCCUCGCCAAGCCGCCGCGAACCAUUGCGAAGAUUGUGUCCAUUCGCCGCGAGGCCGAGCGUAACUACAACUCGCUCAACCGCUCGUCGCGUUGGCCGCUCGGUCUUUUGGAUGAGACGAGGCAGCGGAUAAACGAGGAACGAGAGGAGAAGGUCAAGAAUGCGGAGCGCGAGGCGGAGAUGCUGGGAAAAGAACUAAGGUAUGCCCAGCAGACGGUAGCGGGCGAACUGGCGGGGUGGAGGGAUAUGCAUGAAAAGAUGGGACGGAGAGCGAUUAGGGAGUUGGCGAGGGGGAUGUUGAUCUUGGAGAGAGGACGAAUGGAGGGGUUGAAGAGGGCUUUGAGGAAGGUCAAGGCGGUUGAGGCGGGAGGGCUGACGGGUUUGCGGGAUAGUGCUGUUGACAGGAAUUCAGUUGGGGUUGGUGGAAGUAGUAGUGGUGGCUACAGGGGAAAUGGGAAUGGGAAUGGGAAUGGGAGGGGUGUACCCGGCAAAGGCGUCGUCGGUGUGGGAAAAGCCCCAGCGACGAUAGCCGCCAGUACGGUGGUUGCGACGGGGAGGAUUGAUGAUAACUUGUUAUAGUCCCCGUUAACGAAUGGUGGGACGGCGGCAGGUGGAGCGGUGUAAGUUCCAGGGACUGAAAGUACAAACGGCGUUGGAUGGCCUUUUUUAAGAGGCUGGUUUGCUAUCGGUUUGUGGAACAUAUAAUGUACAACAUGGCAAUAUGGGCAAUGGUUUGGUGAAAUACCUGGCGGCGUUGUCUGGCCGUUGGAGAUUUCACUUCAAAGAUUUGUCCGCCUGCAGUGGUGAGACAGCGUUGAGUGGUUUACAGGAUACAGGACAGGCGUUAGAGCUGGGAACGUGCGGUUGAACUUUCAAUGUCAUACUCUUUCUCUGGGCAGAAGUUACCUCGCCGCCCCUUUGGGCCUCGACACAAUCGACAACAAAGUCAGCAUGUGGUGUCUCGUCCCUAUCAAUCACGAAGCCCGCAAAUAAAUUUGGGAAAAGGGAAAAAAAAACAAGAAACAAAAAAGAUUUACCGAAAAAAUACAAUUAGUAAACCUCG